Molecule: messenger RNA, 1770 nt
Organism: Hibiscus syriacus
Lineage: Eukaryota; Viridiplantae; Streptophyta; Magnoliopsida; Malvales; Malvaceae
Product: systemin receptor SR160-like
Exons: 1
Coding region: 1-1665 (554 amino acids)
Biological process (GO): hormone-mediated signaling pathway
Cellular component (GO): plasma membrane
Molecular function (GO): protein binding
Source: RefSeq, a predicted model, not a curated record
AUGCAUAAUUUCAACAGGGGUUUCAAAGCAACUGCUCCUAUAAGAGCAGUGGGAUCUCUUGACAGAUCAAAUUCAAGAAAUUCCUCUGUCAAUCGUCAUGGCCUUCCUCAUUUUCCUACUCAUUUCUUCCCAACUUGUUGUCAUCGAUGCUUGUCAUCGACGAGAAAGAGAAGCAUUGAUGAGCUUCAAAUCAAACAUGGCAGACCCUUCGAAUCGUUUGUCUUCAUGGAAAGGCCGAAACUGUUGCAGCUGGUACGGAAUCAACUGUUCCGACACUCUGCAUGUGACGGUCAUCGACCUCAGGAAUCCCAAACCGGACAACCUUAUUCUGGACAUGAAUUCUCAACCUCUGUCGCACCUACUGCUCUUAUUGGUACCAUCUCCCCUUCACUUUUCUCCCUUACUCAUCUCACAUACCUUGACCUCAGUUUCAACAACUUCAGCUUCUCAAAGGUUCCUUUAGGAUUCUCAAACCUCAGUGCACUCACUUAUCUGAAUCUAUCGAAUGUUAUGUUCGAGGACUCGAUUACAACUCAGUUUUCCAACCUUACUUCCCUUGUUGAACUCGAUCUUUUGUGUGCUUCGGUCGUUGCGGACUACUCAUUUGUUUACCCUUCUUUGUCAUCUACCGUGACAAUUCAUUCAGGUUCUCCGUAUGCAUUCAUCAAUGGGGGACAUUUGUAUGCAUCGGAUUUGAAAUGGUUACAGGGGCUGAAAAAUCUCAGAAAACUUCAACUGAGUGGUGUUGAUCUAUUUGAAGUGUCUCAAUCAGCGCUAUGGGCUAAAUCAAUAACGAAUCUUACCAAGCUGAGGUUGCUUGACCUAUCGAAUUGUCGAAUCUCUGGGGAGAUUCCGGUUGAACAGCUUCUCAUCCUUACCAGAUUAUCUGAAUUGUACAUGAACUUCAACUUUCUCGCAACUAAAAUCCCGAGUAAGUUAGCCAAUCUCACCAAUCUUAGGGUUCUUGACCUCACCAGAUCAAACCUGCAAGGCCAUAUCCCCUACCUUCCUCAACUAAAGAUACUUUUUUUGGGAAACGACUCGGACCUUACCGUCGAUCUCCAUUCUAUGUUCGCAGUCCCCUGGCCAAUAUUAGAAUGGAUCGACAUAUCAUCUACCCGUGUUAUUGGAUCCAUCCCACCCUCCAUUGGUAACAUCACCUCAUUAGUCGCAUUCAUAGGGUACAAUAGUUUCAUUCAGGGUCAGAUACCUACCUCCAUGAUGAACCUUUCGAGGUUGGAAUACUUGUCGCUAGACAUGGACUACAUGAGUGGUGAGAUUUCAUCUUCAAUAUCCAAUUUAAAAAGCCUGAAAUUUUUAUCUUUGAUGCAGAACUCUUUUCAUGGUCCGAUACCAGAAACGAUUUGUACCAUUUCAUCUCUGUGGUAUCUAGCUUUAGCAAUCAACUCUUUUACUGGAAACUUACCGGAUUGCUUAGGCCAGCUCCUUGAUCUCAGCUACCUUGUUGUAAACUCCAACAACAUGAUUGGAUGGAUCCCUUCAUUGUCAUCGUUCUUCCGAAACUCGACUCCAUAUAUUGUAGACUUAGCAGAUAGUGGACUAACUGUGAAAGUAGACCAACAACCCUUUCCACCAACAUUUCAGCCACAACUCUUGUCCCUAGAUUCAUGUAAUAUAGGAGGUGAAAUCCCAGAAUUCAUAUAAAACCUGACCAAACUAGAAUCAUUAAGUUUGUCCAAUAAUGGCCUAUCAGGAACAAUUCCUUCUUGGUUGUUCAAUCUUCCGAAUUUGGGUUACUUAGAUCUUUCU